GAAAGCAGGAGUUCGUGGACGCUGCCAAAAAGGCCGCCAAGGCGGCCGGCUGGAAAACCGAGGUCGGCGAUGUUGCCUCCGUGGACGUAGCCUUUGUGGAGCCUGGGGAGGGCCCCAAGAUUCCUCCCGGCAUCAAGUCCAACAAGGUGUCGCCUCUGCCGGGUUUGCUGUUCCCGGUCCCUGGCUUCCGACA
This is a messenger RNA of Symbiodinium sp. CCMP2456, 193 nucleotides long. Lineage: Eukaryota; Dinophyceae; Suessiales; Symbiodiniaceae. The record is from the annotation of a GenBank genome assembly.